Messenger RNA from Salvia hispanica, 1204 nucleotides. Its product is annotated as Haloacid dehalogenase-like hydrolase (HAD) superfamily protein. The record is from RefSeq and is a predicted model, not a curated record. Lineage: Eukaryota; Viridiplantae; Streptophyta; Magnoliopsida; Lamiales; Lamiaceae.
GCAAAGAUUCUCAGAGAGAGAGAGAGAGAGAUCAUUUCCACCAUUGUAGCGGAUUUGCAUCCAGUAACACACACAACAGCCUUAAAUGUAGGAGCAUUAUAGCAAAAAGGAUGGCGUCUUCAGCGAGAAGCAGGAUCAGCAGAAUAUUCACUGCCUCGAAACAGCGUCGUUUCGCACCGCCUUGCGCGCUCGGAUCCCCUUCCUUCUCGACCUCGGCAGCCGUCGCUGCCCCCGAACCGGUGGAGGAUGUCGACGGAUCGACAAUUAUGGGGAUGGUUAAAGACUACGAGGAUUAUAGGAGGAAUCUGUACGGUGGAUUGACGCAUAAUGCUCUACUCGUUGAUGCAGUCGGCACACUCGUCGUUCCGGCUCAACCUAUGGCUCAGAUUUAUCGGCAGAUUGGUGAAAAGUAUGGAGUCAAGUACUCGGAGCGUGAGAUAUUGAAUAGAUAUAGAUGGGCUUAUGAGCAGCCUUGGGGUCGAUCACGCCUCAGGUAUGUGGAUGAUGGGAGGCCAUUUUGGCAGCAUAUAGUCAGCUCAUCUACGGGCUGCUCAGAUUCUCAAUACUUUGAGGAAUUGUAUAACUAUUAUACCACUGAGAAGGCAUGGCAACUAUGUGAUCCAGAUGCUGAGAAAGUGUUCCAGUCUCUAAGAAAAGCAGGGGUAAAAGUAGCAGUUGUGUCUAACUUCGACACUAGGUUGAGACCAUUGUUGAAAGCAUUGAAGUGCGAUCACUGGUUUGAUGCUGUCGCGGUGUCUGCUGAAGUCGAAGCAGAGAAGCCAAAUCCUAUGAUAUUUCUGAAAGCUUGUGAAUUCUUGGGAGUACAGCCCGAGGAUGCUGUACAUGUUGGUGAUGAUCGUAGAAAUGAUAUAUGGGGCGCCCGAGAUGCUGGCUGCGAUGCCUGGCUCUGGGGAAGUGAUGUAAAAUCCUUCAAAGAGGUUGCCCAGAGAAUAGGGGUUGAGGUCUGAAAGCAGUCUGUUGCAUUACGAUGAAGACUAAUUGCUGCAGUUGUUUGAAGAUUUCAUCCUCACUCUGUUGCAUUACGAUGAAGACUAAUGCUGCAGUUGUUUGAAGAUUCCAUCCUCACUGUAUAUACAUCUUUUCUUGCUUAUUUCUUGUUUUUAAUGUAUGCGGGAGGUGAGAGAGGCCAAUGUAGUGUUAGAAUAAAGAGCAGAAAUAAGCUAGCGUUUGGAUGUUCUAGUAA